AUGUAUCCUGACAAGCCUUCUCCUCCAGUACGUGAAGCUGAAAUAGCAACCCCCUAUGGAGAGAAACACAUUGUUAGCCCACCAAUUCUCAUCUUGCCUUCAGUCAUUCCAACCGCUCUUGUUGUAUCGCGUUUCGACCGUCGAGUGCAGGACUCGCAUCCCCUUAAGGCUGCUGAGACCAGGACGAGAGAAGAGAGGAGCACAAAUGGGCUAGACGACAGACAAUUCGAGCGCUCCUCCCUACGGGAGAGGAACAAAAGCACCGUCAGGGAUGGGGAUCCAAAUGAUGAACCUGACAGGCCCAUCUCUGAUGGAAACAUUUUUCUAUACUGCAUACUAAAAGAUGCCACUCGACUGCCUCGGUUACAAAAAGUGACAGCUAAUUCAGCGCCGCCUUGCCAAGUGUGGCUGUUCUCUCUGAUUCAGGAGAGAGAUCAGGAGAGGUUGGCUCGAAAUGUGGGUACGCACGAUGAAGGCAUGACUGGGAGAUUUAUGAAUCAGACACAUGUAGGGGUACUACAGUAUUCCUUACGCUCGCGCCGACAGCCAUCUGAGAUGCCUACAGUGGAACAGAGGCUCGCAAAAAUGAAUUUGGGGGCAUUGAUACAGAGAAGAAAAAAAUUUCCGUUAUAUCCGAAUCGCUGCGCAAAUGUUUCGUCUUAA
Molecule: messenger RNA, 663 nt
Organism: Protopolystoma xenopodis
Lineage: Eukaryota; Metazoa; Platyhelminthes; Monogenea; Polystomatidea; Polystomatidae
Source: the annotation of a GenBank genome assembly